Messenger RNA from Entelurus aequoreus (snake pipefish), 2416 nucleotides. Its product is annotated as microsomal glutathione S-transferase 1-like. The record is from RefSeq and is a predicted model, not a curated record. NCBI's taxonomy places the organism in Eukaryota, Metazoa, Chordata, Actinopteri, Syngnathiformes, Syngnathidae. Bases 159 to 620 code for a protein of 153 amino acids. Gene Ontology annotation, molecular function: glutathione transferase activity. Gene Ontology annotation, cellular component: membrane; mitochondrion. The transcript has 4 exons.
UGCACAAUAGGAGGGCCGUAUCAGAGGAAGUGCUCCAAGCAGGAAUUUCACCCCGCCUCCAGAGCUAGUAAUAAAGUGGGUUGGGUUGUGUUUAUGCAACUUAUCCAGUCUUGUCCAGAUCCACUGCCACAGCAGUAGCUAUUGAAACUUGUGAAGUCAUGUCGGCGGCUCUGAUGCAAGAUGAGGUGUUUAGGGCUUUCAGCACUUACGCGCUCAUUGUUAUCCUGAAGAUGAUGAUGAUGUCGCUUGUUACAGCAUAUUACCGCAUAACCAGAGGGGCCUUUGCCAAUGAGGAAGACGUAGGUCAUGGGUCUACAGAGGAAAAGAAGAAGAAGAUGCUGAGAACCGUUCCAGAAGUAGAGCGAGUUCGAAGAUGUCACCUGAAUGACUUGGAGAACGUCGUUCCCUUCGUGCUGGUCGGAUUGUUCUACGCUUUGAGCGGACCGGAACUCUCGUCUGCUCUGCUACACUUCCGCGUAUUCGCCGGCGCUCGGAUCUUCCACACCUUCUCCUACCUCGGCCAUUUCCCACAACCCUGCAGGGGUCUGUCUUUCUUCCUGGGCCUUCUGGUCACCCUCUCCAUGGCGUACAACGUUCUCAGUAAUGUUUUUGCUAUCUGAUGAUGACGGCAGCAGACCAACAAGACCACUCAGCUUAGUGCUUCACUCUCAGGUUAAAUUUGCUUUGUUGUUCAAGGUUUUGAACAUGAUUUGUAAUAAUUAUUCAUGAAACACAGUUGUUCUGUAAAUGACAAAUACAAUACAUUUUGUACCGCCUGUUAUGAGACAUGAAUACUUUAAGCAAUAUUUUGGUAAAAAACAAACAAACAGAACAUAUACAAUACCCUGGCUCAGGGGUCGGCAACCCAAAAUGUUGAAAGAGCCACAAUGGACCAAAAAUACAAAAGAGUAAUCUGUCCGCAGCCAUAUAUAUAAGUCUUAUAAUGAAGGUAACACAUGACAUAAGUGUCUAUAUUAGCUAUAACAGCCUACUAUCAAAAUAACUAUGUGUCGCAGGCUGAAGCAAAUCUGCGUUGACAGAAAUGCUGCAAUGUAAUAUUUAUUCUACACAUUUUUACAACAUUAGGAACCAUUAGUAAAUCAGAGGCUACUCAGAAGGUGAGAUAACUCCUGGAAAUGACUGGCUUUUAAUGGCCGAAGGUGUAGAUGUGUGUGUCCAAUUUAAAGGAAACAGCAGGCUUCUUUUAAUAGACUUAUUACAAUCUUUGGCAAGCUAGGUAAUGUUUGCUGUGGUCUGGAACAACAUGGCACACAACUAUCAGAAACGCAGCCAAUAUUACGUACAGAUAAUGUGUCAUGAGACAUGCAAAACUAAAUUAUAUAUGAAGAGGAUAACAUUAAAGGAUAUGAAAUGAGCUCAAAUAUACCUACAAAUGAGGCAUAAUGAUGCCAUAUGUACAUACAGCUAGCCUAAUAGCAUGUUAGCAUUGAUUAGCUUGCUGUCAUGCACUGACCAAAUAUGGCUGAGUAGCACUCCAACAAGUCAAUACCAUCAACAAAGCGCACCUUUGUGCAUUCACGCACAGCAUAAAACUUUUGGUGGACAAAAUGAGACAAAGACGGAGUGGAAGAUUUUACAUGUAAAAAAACUGUUGCAUCACAGUCCACACUAUGGUGAGUUCAAGAACCGCAACAACAACAAUUGGGAAGGUUUGUGUCAUGUUUGUCCUCAAACAAAAAACAUACUAAAACAAAAAAAUCAUUUUCCCCCCAUUUUUUCCAUUUUCAAUCCUUUUUAAAAAAAUGCUCCAUGGAGCUGCAAGGAGUUGCUGACCCCCGCCCUAGUUUGUUAUACUGUUGUAAAGAUAAUCAGCCUCUCAUCAUCCGCUUACAAUGUUGGGCUUGAUUCAAACCCAUUUUAAAACCCUUUGUGACUGAUAGGAAGUACUUUGAAGUGACUGUCAUGUGACAGUCAUGUGACUCCCAGGACAUGAUUUCCCCAAAAUGUCAGUCUGACAGGUAAGCUCGCUUAUUUCCAACAGCUUAUUUUUUGCCAUUAAAGGUAAUUUUAAAGCCAUUUAAAAACACCAAUGCUUCAAUAGGAUGUCAAAUAUUACAAUGCAAUGGUUCAUACUAUAUUUCUGCAAUGAAUUCAUACAAAAACAAGCGAGAAAAAAAUAAUGCUAUCAGGCUUUUAGCCUUAAAAUGGCUAUGGAAAGCCAGACAAGCAAAAAUGCUAAUAUGCCACUCAAGCCGCUUUUAAAAGGGCUAAUUAUAAUUUUUAUGCAAAUACCAACUUUCCAAAGUGUUUAAAGCAAUACAUACACGUACGUAACGUAACACAUGCACCACUUUAGCUUUGUGUGCUGUUUGCUAAUGAUAGCAAAGUUGGUUUGUUGAAGUUUAUAUCGAACAUGUAUACAAUUUCAGCAUGAUACAUCACAUUUUCAAAUUUU